UCCAAUUUUUAUCAAGGCUUCCAUAGCGGCACUCCGAUGUUUGAUUUGCAGCCAUAGAAUCUCCAGGGCGCUUGGAGUUAGGGGUUGGAGCACUGGAUUGGACUGAGAGAGAGAGAGAGAGAGAGAGAGACAGAGAGGGAGAGGGAGCUUUUGGGAUCAAGGUGACAUCAGUGGAUUGAGGUGUCCUGCUCAUUUUAAUCAUGAGCUGAUUAGUAGAACAAAAAAAAGCCAGUGUUAGUGUGCACUGCGUGGAAGUGAGAGAGGGUGUCAAAGGGCAGGAGCGACAGAGAAAGAACAGUAAAGAGGAAGAGAGCAGAACGACAGAAAAAAUAAACAGGCAGAAAGAAGAGACAGAUACAAGAAGAGGAAGAGAAAAAGAAAGGUUGUUAAAAGGAAUCUGAGAAGAAAGAUAAGAAGAUAUUUAGAAGGGCAGACUCCUUCGCUAUUUGAACAAAAACUGAUAAAAAAAUAAUAAUCUGGGAGGAGAACGAAAGUUUCUCCGCUGCUUCCUUUUCUGCUUGGUAGUUGUUCUACCUCCUCUUCCCCCAAAUCUUCCCCCAAUUCCCUUUCCCCUCUUUGAACCCAUCACUCAUCACCCCAGCGCCUAGACUCAAGACUCAAGACAGGCCAAAAUGCCGACCAACGGGGUUCACCAAGCCUUGAAGAUCCAGUUCGGCCUGAUCAACCACGAGAACCGUUACCUGACAGCGGAGGCGUUUGGCUUCAAGGUGAACGCCUCAGCUCCCAGCAUGAAGAAGAAGCAAAUCUGGACGCUGGAGGAAGAAGAAAAGAACAGCAGCGUGGCAUACCUACGCAGCCACCUGGGCCGCUACCUCUCUGCGGACAAGGACGGCAAGGUGAUCUGCGCGGCCGAGCAACCUAACGGCAACUGCCGCUUCCUGAUUGUGGCGCAGUCCGACGGCCGCUGGGCUCUGCAGUCCGAGCCCCAUGCCCGCUACUUCGGGGGCUCCGCGGACCGCCUCUCCUGCUUCUCCCAGGCCAUAGCCGAGCCAGAGCUCUGGGCUGUCCACCUGGCACUGCACCCCCAGGCCAACCUGCUGAGCCUCAGCCGCAAGCGCUACGCCCACCUCUCCACCCAGGAGAACGAGAUCUCAGCUGACAGCAACAUCCCCUGGGGAGUACAGUCCCUCCUCACCCUCAUCUACCUGGACGGGAAGUACUGCCUCAAGACCUGCGACAGCCGUUUCCUCCGCAACGACGGCAAGCUGGUGAAGGAGCCCGUCCGCAACACCGGCUACACCCUGGAGUUCAAGUCCGGCAAGCUGGCGUUCAAGGACUGCGAGGGCAAGUACUUGACCCCCACGGGCCCCACUGGCACCCUGCGGUCCGGACGCAGCUCCAAGCCUGGCAAGGAUGAGUUGUUUGACCUGGAGGAGAGCCACCCACAGGUCGUCUUCCAAGCAGCCAGCGGUAGAUUCGUCUCCAACAGACAAGGUGUCAGUAUCUCAGCCAAUCAGGAUGAAGAGACAGACCAGGAGACGUUCCAGAUGGAGAUUGACCAGGGCAGCAAGAAGUGCAUGUUCCGAACCAACGCUGGCAACUACUGGACGCUAGUCUCGCAUGGAGGCAUCGAGUCCACUGCCACCGAAGUAGCUGCCAACACCAUGUUUGACAUUGAGUGGCGUGGGCGCAGGGUGGCACUCCGAGCGGGAAACGGCAAGUACAUCUGCACCAAAAAGAACGGGCAGCUGUCCGCAGGCAGCGACUCUGCAGGCGAAGAUGAGGAGUUCCUGUUCAAGCUGAUUAACCGUCCCAUUCUGAUCCUGCGCGGGGAGAAUGGCUUCGUCUGCCACCACAAGAACUCCAACACGCUGGACGCCAACCGCUCCGUCUACGACAUCUUCCAGCUCAUCUUCGCCGACGGAGCCUACCACGUCAAAGGCUCCACAGGGAAGUUCUGGUAUGUCUCCAGCAGCGGGCUGGUCUGCUCCGACGGGGAGAUGCCCGAGGACUUCUUCUUUGAGUUCCUGGAGCAUGGGCGGGUGGGCAUCAAGGGCAAGAACGGCAAGUAUCUCCGCGGCGACCAAGCGGGCACGCUGAAGGCCGACGGAGACAAGGUGGACAGCUCCACGCUCUGGGAGUACUGACCCUGCCAGACACUCCGGGGAGCACACGAUCAAACCAACACAAACAAACAAACAAACACCUGAAAGGAGCCCGGUGUGUUCAAACUUGCAUUUAGGAAACUGGACUCAAGGACUUUAUUUCUAUGUGUAUUUUUGCAAUUGCUUCCAAGUAGGGGUGGAUUAAGACAAGUCUCCCUGUUUCUGUGGUAACAUUCACACACAGUAAACGUGGUAAGUAUUUGCCAUUUUUUAAACAGCUGUGUGUUAUGGGCUGGGUACGGCUGGAAGUUGGAUUGAAUAGCGUAAGGGGGGUGACAAGGUUCACUGUUGUAUGUUUGGAUUACUUCUUUUAGUCAGUGCUGUUGUCAUUUUUAUUCAGAAGAGAAGACCUAAAGAAAACUAGGAUAAUGAACAAUGAAGUGCAAUGAACUACAAGCACUAAUGUCAUUUAUAGGAAAGUGCUGAGCAUUGCAGUACCAAGCCUUAUUAGCAGACUGUAGACAUCAUUCUCUCUCUUGUA
Molecule: messenger RNA, 2607 nt
Organism: Polyodon spathula (Mississippi paddlefish)
Lineage: Eukaryota; Metazoa; Chordata; Actinopteri; Acipenseriformes; Polyodontidae
Product: fascin-2-like
Exons: 5
Coding region: 633-2108 (491 amino acids)
Biological process (GO): cell migration; actin filament bundle assembly; establishment or maintenance of cell polarity
Cellular component (GO): actin cytoskeleton; cytoplasm
Molecular function (GO): actin filament binding; protein-macromolecule adaptor activity
Source: RefSeq, a predicted model, not a curated record